Messenger RNA from Lolium perenne, 865 nucleotides. The record is from RefSeq and is a predicted model, not a curated record. Lineage: Eukaryota; Viridiplantae; Streptophyta; Magnoliopsida; Poales; Poaceae.
CAGAUAGAGUUCCACUCACAGGAUGUUGGAUGCUAGUAUUUUGUAUAGAGAAGAUUUGGAUGAAUAUGCUCAACAAGAUCCUAAUUACAAAUGGCAGCCUACUGAUCAAGAGUGGACACUAUAUGGCAGAAUGCAACCAAUCUUAAAAGCAUUUGCUGAGGUGACCACUGUACUAUCAGGUUCGAACUACCCUACUGAUAAUAUCUUUUAUCCAUACAUCAUGAAUGUUAAGAUUGUUGUGAACACCAACGCUGUGCAAAGUAAUGAUGAGAAUUUGAAGGCGAUGGGAAAGGCAAUGCUUGACAAGUUUGAUAAAUACUGGGAUAACACUUAUACUGAGAAUGCCAAUGACAGUGGGAGAAACAAAAGAAAGUUGUAUGGCAGAGAGAAAGGCAUGCGUGAGGCAGAAGACAUCAAAGCAGAGUUUUUUGAUCUGUAUGCUACCUAUGAGGUAGAAAAUCGACAAAAGGAGGCAGCCAACAGCAAUGAACAAAGUGCAAGUUCUAGGAAUCAAGCUACAUCUAUGUCCACAUUGAGCGGGUUUCAGUCAUUCUUGGAGGAGACAAACACAGAGCCAUGUCAGUCUGAAUUGACUUGCUAUCUUGAGGACAAAACUCAUCCCAUGGCUGAUCGUAAUUUCAAAAUAGUCGAUUGGUGGAGGUUGAAUGCUCAUAGGUAUCCUGUUAUUGCAAAGAUAGCAAGAAAGUUCCUGACAGUACCAGCAACUAGUGUGUCUUCAGAGUCCAGAUUCUCUACAGGGGGUAGAGUUUUAGAUGACUACCGCAGUUCCUUGCGCCCGAAAAUGGUUGAGGCACUUGUUUGUGUUGCUAGCUUCAUAAAAGGAUCAAAAGAUAACUGUCCAUGA